UAUUAUUAUUUUUAAAUAAAAAAUAAAAAAAUAAUAUAAUGGGGAAAAGGGUAGUACGUAUGUAUGUAUAUGUAAGACGAGGCCCUAUAUAAGUGUGGUGAGUUGCAUUUGGAGGAAUCUGAGAUUGUAGGGGGUAGUUGUUGAUCACACGUACAGUCACUUGUGUGUAGGGAUCUUUUACUUUUACUACUUCAAUUGCAUAUAUAUUAUAUUGACCAUCUAUCGUUAAAGCCGCUCUUAAAUUCAAUCUUCAGUUACAGUUUGUGCAGGACUUGUUCUUACGCCAUUUUUUGCGUAACUCUCCCAUCUAUAUUCUCUCACUUCAUCUUCUUCUUCUUUAUGUAUGUGAAUCCUUAGCUUUCUGUUAGGUUAUAUCACCAAAAAUAUAAACGUACAGAAGAAGAAGGGCGAAAGGAAAGAUAUGGAUGGGAAUGGUAAUCCUGUUAAAUACAGGGUUGAGAAGACUGUCACUCUGAAGCAGUUUAAGGGUGGGGUGUGUGAUAAUAUGCCCCGGGUGGUACGGAUAUCUGUGACUGAUGAUGAUGCCACGGAUUCUUCCGGUGAUGAGGGCGGUGGUUUCCGGCGGAUCAUGAAGAAACACGUGAGCGAGGUGAGACUGGAGAGGGGUGGGUUGGUGGAGGAUAGGAAUGGGAAUAGGUAUAAGAAAGUGAAAACGGGUGGGAAGAAGGUGGCGCAGGUGGGUGAGGAUCAGCAGAAAGGUGGGAGUGGGAGUGGGAGGAAGUUUCGGGGAGUUAGGCAGCGGCCGUGGGGGAAAUGGGCGGCGGAGAUUCGGGAUCCGAUUCGGAAAACCAGGAUUUGGUUGGGGACUUUCAACACCGCCGAGGAAGCUGCCUACGUCUACGACACUGCCGCAAUCGAGUUACGCGGACCCGACGCCAUGACCAACUUCCUAACUCCUCCUCUUCCGCCGCCCAGGUCCGCCGUAUCCGACUACGACUCCACCGGGGAGUCCGAGGUCCUUCCCGUUCCCUCGCCAACCUCCGUCCUCAGAACGCAUACCGCCACCACCGCCGCCGCCGAGAAACAGAACGGAAAUGAAAACAAGCAGUGCGGAGUUGAACCGCCGACGACAGAAAAUGGAGACGGUGUACUGACGACGAAUUGUUGUGUAGAGACAGAGCAGUGUUGUCUGAACGGGGUUUUGGAUUUCUGGUCGUCUUCUUCCUUGUUAACCGACUACUACCAUUACGGCGACGAGAAGAUUCUGCCGGAGGUGAAGAUGGAGGGGAGUUUAGAUGACAUUUCGCUGGAUUUUCAGGCUUGUACGUGGGAUAUGAUGUGAAUCAAGCAUCCUUAAUGCUAACUUAAUUUGUACAUGAUGAAAACUCGAUCUACAAUGUUUUUGUCGCGUCGGGCCAAAAUGCUUUACUAUUUCUUUAUUAAUUUAUUUAUUUUUGCAUGACAGCUUCUUUUUGAUUUAGAGACCUGGACAAUCUAGUAUUGUAGUACAUAUGUAGUGUGUAGCCACUAAUCUUCAAUUAGACUAGCUAGUAAGCUUUUCUUUAAUUUGUUGAAGAUGUAAGUUUCAGAAUAAUAAAAUUUAAUUUGUUGGCCUGUA
Messenger RNA from Ipomoea nil (Japanese morning glory), 1579 nucleotides. RefSeq names its product pathogenesis-related genes transcriptional activator PTI6-like. The transcript has a single exon. Gene Ontology annotation, molecular function: DNA-binding transcription factor activity; DNA binding. Bases 422 to 1303 code for a protein of 293 amino acids. The record is from RefSeq and is a predicted model, not a curated record. Gene Ontology annotation, biological process: regulation of DNA-templated transcription. NCBI's taxonomy places the organism in Eukaryota, Viridiplantae, Streptophyta, Magnoliopsida, Solanales, Convolvulaceae.